Rhea pennata is the source of this 3750-nucleotide messenger RNA. RefSeq lists its product as uncharacterized. Gene Ontology annotation, molecular function: aspartic-type endopeptidase activity. Gene Ontology annotation, biological process: proteolysis. Bases 6 to 3566 code for a protein of 1186 amino acids. NCBI's taxonomy places the organism in Eukaryota, Metazoa, Chordata, Aves, Rheiformes, Rheidae. The transcript is spliced from 27 exons. The record is from RefSeq and is a predicted model, not a curated record.
UCAUCAUGAAGUGGCUGAUCCUCGCUCUGGUCUGCUUCCACCUCUCUGAGGGGCUGGUGAAAAUUCCUUUGAAGAAAGGCAAGUCCAUAAGGGAAACAAUGAAGGAGAAGGGUGUGCUCCACAAAUACCUUGAGAAACACCGCCACUAUGACCCUGCCUACAAAUUCUUCAAUAACUUUGCCUCUGCCUACGAGCCCCUGUCUAACAGCAUGGAUAUGUCCUACUAUGGGCCCAUCAGCAUCGGGACCCCCCCACAGAGCUUCUUAGUGCUCUUCGAUACCGGCUCCUCCAACCUGUGGGUGCCAUCCACGUAUUGCCAGAGCGAGGCCUGCACCGACCACAAUUUGUUCAACCCCAGCAAGUCCUCCACGUUUUCAACUCGGGAUGAGUACUUCUCCAUACAGUAUGGAACUGGCAGCCUCAGUGGGAUUCUUGGCUAUGAUACUGUUAAAAUCCAGAGCCUUUCCAUCACAAACCAGGAGUUUGGCCUGAGUGAGACUGAGCCUGGCACCAACUUUGUGUAUGCUCAGUUUGACGGCAUCCUGGGUAUGGCCUACCCUUCCAUUUCUGCUGGGGGUGCCACCACUGUGAUGCAGGGCUUGAUGCGGGAAGACCUGCUUGAUGCCCCCAUCUUCAGCUUCUACCUGAGUGGACAGGAGGGCAGCGAAGGGGGUGAGCUUGUCUUGGGAGGUGUUGACUCCAGCCUGUACACAGGCCAGAUCACCUGGACUCCUGUCACCCAGACUACCUACUGGCAGAUUGGGAUUGAAAGUUUCUCCAUUGGUGGAGAGACCAGCGGCUGGUGUAGCGAGGGCUGCCAGGGAAUUGUUGACACUGGAACCUCCCUCCUCACUGUUCCUCAGGAGGUCUUUUCUGAGCUGAUGGAAUACAUUGGAGCUGAAGCUGAUAGUGAUGGCCAGUACGUGGCUAGCUGCAGCAACAUCGAGAGCAUGCCCACCCUCACCUUCGUCAUCAGUGGCACCAGCUUCCCCUUGCCUCCCUCUGCCUACAUGCUCCAGAGCGACAGUGACUACUGCACCGUUGGAAUUGAACCUACCUACCUGGCAUCCCAGAAUGGACAGCUCCUGUGGAUUCUUGGGGACGUCUUCCUGAGGUCUUACUACUCCGUCUAUGACCUGGGCAACAACCAAGUGGGCUUUGCCACUGCUGUAAUCAAACUGAAGAAAAUUGAGUCUAUAUGGGAGGAAAUGAGGAAGGCAGGAGUGCUGGAGGACUACUUAAAAAAAAUUAAAUACGAUCCAGUCAGGAAAUAUCGCUUCAAUGAGAACUCUGUUGUGUAUGAGCCAAUGGCUAGCCAUCUGGAUUCCUCCUACUUUGGGGAGAUCAGCAUUGGGACCCCUCCACAGAACUUCCUGGUGCUCUUUGACACUGGCUCCUCCAACCUGUGGGUGCCGUCCAUAUACUGCCAGACAGUGGCCUGCACAAAUCAUGCAAGGUUCAAUCCCAGCCAGUCCUCUACCUUCACCAACAACAGUCAGACCUACACCCUCUCUUACGGCAGCGGUGCACUCACAGUUCUGCUGGGUUACGACACGCUAACAAUCCAGAGCAUCAGGGUCACAAACCAGGAGUUUGGGCUCAGUGAGGAUGAACCAGCGCAGCCUUUCUACUAUGCCAAUUUUGAUGGGAUCCUGGGAAUGGCCUACCCUUCGCUGGCAGUGGGAGGAACGCCCACUGCUCUCCAGCCCACCUAUGAUUAUGGAGGAGAGCUCAUUCUUGGAGGAGUUGACACUCAGCUGUUCUCUGGCGAGAUUGUAUGGGCACCAGUGACCCAGGAGGUUUACUGGCAGAUUGCAAUUGAUGAAUUUGCUAUUGGAGAGUCAGCGACGGGCUGGUGCAGCCAGGGCUGCCAGGCCAUCGUGGAUACUGGGACAUUCUUGCUCACAGUGCCCCAGCAGUAUAUGGUCAGCUUCCUUCAGGCUGUGGGUGCCCAGCAGACCAGUUAUGGUUAUGCAGUUAACUGCAAUGAGGUCCAGUACCUGCCCACCGUCACUUUCAUCAUCAACGGAGCUCAGUUCCCACUGUGCCCCUCUGCCUACAUCAUCAAUGACAACGGCUACUGCACUGUUGGGAUCGAGGCCACCUACUUGCCGUCCCAGAAUGGGCAGCCGCUCUGGAUCCUGGGUGAUGUCUUUCUCAAGCAGUAUUAUUCCAUCUUUGACAUGGCUAACAACCGUGUUGGCUUUGCCCUGUCAGCAAUGCAUCUGAGGAAAGACAAAUGCAUGGGAGAGAUGGAGGAGGAGGAGGAAAUGCUGGAGGAUUUCCUGAGCCGCCACAGGCCUGACCUAGGCUGGAAAUACCAGUCCAGUGCCACAAUGUCCUUUACUAUAUAUAUAGGUGCUGCUGGAGAAGGUGCACGACACGCAGGAGAAACCAGAGCCAUGAGGUGGCUUGUGCUGGCCGUCGUCUGCUUCCAGCUCGUGGAAGGAGCGGUGAGGAUCCCCCUGCGGAAGGGCAGGUCCGCACGGGAGGCAAUGGCACAGGACGGAGUGCUGGAGAGUUUCCUGAAGCACCUCAAGGGCGACCCGGGCAGGAAGUAUCAGCUCAGUAACGCCGUGACUUACGAACCACUAACGAACUACCUGGAUUCCUUCUACUUUGGGGAGAUCAGCAUCGGGACCCCCCCGCAGAGCUUCCGGGUGCUCUUCGACACUGGCUCCGCCAACCUCUGGGUGCCAUCCACGUAUUGCCAGAUGCCGGCCUGCGAUGCUCACACUAGGUUCAACCCCAGCCAGUCAUCGACCUUCUCCAACAUUGGCACCACCUACACCCUGACCUAUGGGUUUGGUGACUUGUCUGUGGUGCUGGGUUACGACACUGUGACAAUCCAGAACAUCGUUGUCACGAACCAGGAAUUUGGCCUGAGCCAGGAUGAGCCCAGCAGACCCUAUUACUACUUGGACUUCGAUGGGAUUUUGGGCAUGGCUUACCCGGCUGUUGCAAUCAGUGGUUACAACACUCUGAUGCAGAACAUGCUGCAGCAGAACCAGCUUUCUGAACCCAUCUUCAGUUUCUAUUACUCCCGUAACCCAACCUAUGAUUACGGUGGGGAGGUCAUCCUCGGAGGCGUUGACACUCAGCUGUACUCAGGGGAGAUUUUAUGGGCACCGGUGGUCCAGGAAGUUUACUGGAAGAUUGGUAUUGAGGAGUUCUCCAUUGGGCAGUCCACCACAGGCUGGUGCAGCCAGGGCUGUCAUGGCAUCGUGGACACUGGGACCUUCCAGCUCACUGUCCCGGCACAAUACAUGCCAGUGUUCCUGCAGGCUCUGGGUGCACAGGAGAGUAACUACGGGUUUAUUGUUGACUGCAACAACAUCCAGAACAUGCCCACCCUCUACUUUGCCAUCAGCGGAGUCCAGUUACCGCUGCCUCCAUCUGUCUACGUGUUCAACAACAACGGCGUCUGCACCGUUGGGGUUGAGAGCACUUACGUGUCUUCUGACAGCGGCCAGCCACUCUGGAUCCUAGGUAAUGUCUUCCUCCGGCAGUAUUAUUCCAUCUUUGACAUGGCCAACAACAGAGUUGGCUUUGCCGUGUCAGCCUAGGGACACCACAUGUCCCCCCAGGGACAGCCUUCCCUUCCCUUCCCUUCCCUGGGUAACCGCUCUUCCCAGUUGCUGAGGAAUCCUAUAUAAUCUGAACGGAGAGGUUGCAGCACCCCAGUACAUCUGAAUUACAGCCUUUUCCUCCCUUGGCCUGGCGUGUAAUACUCAGUAGUCUCCAAAUCCU